AUGGAUGAACUUCCGGCUGAGCUGUUGGAAGCUGCUGAUGGACUUUUUCUCAAGAGUGUUCCACUAGAGCUUGGUACUCCCCAAAAGAGUGAUGGGAAAGCAUCGACAGAUGACCGCUUCCAAUGCUUGGAGAAUGCUCAUCACAUCAUAUUAGUUCUAAACAUGCUCGGAGGGGUCUCCCUCGCCCUUAUACUUCACCACAUGAGAAACCCCAGUUUCAGUUUUCUAGCUUCUAGAUCCCUCCGAUCCCUCCCUCUCACCUCUCACGUGCAUGGCAGUAUCCCUCCUUUCUCCUGCAUCGGCAAGCCGCCGCUGAGAUCCCUGCCGGCGAAGGCCACCGUCGGCGAGGCCCUCGUCGCCGUCUCGGCGGAGACCAGGGCGGCGCCGCCGUCUCGGGCCGUGGAGAUCGCCGGAAAGAUUUGUAUGGUUGAUGUGCUCUGUUUUCUCUGCUCUGAGGGCAAUAUUUCGAACCCUGCUGCUGCGCUCAAGAACCCUGUUUCUGCCCUUCUCGCUAAGGGCGAGGGUUUGGUUAAGAGAGUUGAGGCGAGUUCCAGCAUCCUGGAAGCACUAGACGUGAUCCUAGACACCAACUCCCAAACCCUAAUAGUCCCUAUUCGAUCCGCCUUCCCAAAGAAGAAGAACCGAAGUCAAGAAUUCUGCUGGCUGACGCAAGAGGACCUCAUCCGCUUCUUCCUCAACAACAUCUUCCUCUUCUCGCUCGCACCGCGUCCUCUCGUCACCGUCCUCGACCUCAGUCCCCUACUCCGUCCUCGUCCGUCCCCACCGCUCCCCGCCCUCUCAGCGCUCGCCUAA
This is a messenger RNA of Asparagus officinalis (garden asparagus), 813 nucleotides long. RefSeq names its product CBS domain-containing protein CBSX5-like. NCBI's taxonomy places the organism in Eukaryota, Viridiplantae, Streptophyta, Magnoliopsida, Asparagales, Asparagaceae. Bases 1 to 813 code for a protein of 270 amino acids. The transcript is spliced from 3 exons. The record is from RefSeq and is a predicted model, not a curated record.